Molecule: messenger RNA, 2255 nt
Organism: Rhododendron vialii
Lineage: Eukaryota; Viridiplantae; Streptophyta; Magnoliopsida; Ericales; Ericaceae
Product: vacuolar cation/proton exchanger 3-like
Exons: 13
Coding region: 567-1889 (440 amino acids)
Biological process (GO): calcium ion transmembrane transport; intracellular calcium ion homeostasis
Cellular component (GO): plant-type vacuole membrane
Molecular function (GO): calcium:proton antiporter activity
Source: RefSeq, a predicted model, not a curated record
AGUAAUAAAUCAAAUUUUAUUCAAUUCUUCUAGGAACAUACUCUUGCAACAAAUUUGGAAUGAAGCAUAAAGUUCAAUAACCACCACUUGAUCUUCUCCUCAAUCAUGUAACAAAAAAAAAAACCCUAGAAUUCCACCAACCGCAUCAUCUCACCCAUUCAUUUGUAGGGUACUGUUAGGACUAAAAUCCAGAGAGAGAGAGACAGAGCCAGUGCCCCCACGAUCUUUGUACGUAUGGCUCUGUCAUGAGUCACCACAUGCUGAAGUAGAUGGACGAAGCUUCGACGAAACCGGCUCGGGUUUGGCGCGGAUAUGCAAUCAGUGAGUGUGGGGGUGGUGGAUAAGUUCUGGAGCCGUCCGUACGUGAGGUGCGGUGGUGAACCACUUGAUAAGGACGGAUUCCUAUCUCGGUUUCUUGGAGUGAAGCUUUUUGGAAGGUUUCGGUCAUUGUACACGAAAUUGAUGGGUACAAGAACAAAAUCAGUGACGAACAUGAAACAGAAUAGGUGUAUUUAUGCCGAACAAGAAAAUUUACGUGUACGCUAUGCAAUGCAGAACCAUGGCUAAUGGAGAACGGCAACAUCAAGGGCCUGAGCAAGGAGACUAGGCAUGGCCGGACGGCGCACAACAUGUCGUCCUCAUCCCUGCGCAAAAAGUCUGAUUUGGCCCUGGUUUCCAAAGUCCCCUGCGGGCUUGUUAGACUGUUGCUGGCUAAUCUUCAGGAGGUCAUUUUAGGGACUAAGCUUUCCGUUCUUUUUCCGGCCAUUCCAGCAGCUAUUGUAGCGAAGUGUUAUGGAUUUGGAGAUCCGUGGGUUUUUGCUUUGAGCUUACUAGGACUCACCCCUCUAGCGGAACGUGUUAGCUUCCUGACAGAGCAAAUUGCUUACUACACAGGUCCCACAGUGGGAGGGCUUCUGAAUGCGACAUGCGGGAAUGCAACGGAGCUUAUAAUAGCGAUAUUUGCUCUGAUCCAAUACAAAGUGGAUGUGGUGAAGUACUCUCUGCUGGGUUCCAUCCUAUCAAACCUUCUCCUUGUCCUUGGCACCUCACUCUUUUGUGGUGGCAUUGCCAACCUUACAAAGGAACAAAAAUUUGACAGAAGACAAGGGGAUGUGAACUCGCUACUAUUGUUGAUGGCAUUGCUUUGCCACAUUCUGCCCUUGAUGUUCCGAUAUACAGGGAAUUCUGUUGCCAUGACGGCGAAACCAACCCUUCUGUUGUCGAGAGUUUGCAGCAUUAUCAUGCUAAUUGGCUACUUUGCUUACCUUGUCUUCCAGUUGUGGACACAUCGGCAAGUCUUCGAAACACAGGAGGAAGAAGAUGAUAGUGAUGAUCUGACAUCGCAAGAAGCACCAGUGAUAGGAUUCUGGAGUGGAUUUGCUUGGCUAGCUGCCAUGACUGCCAUCAUAGCUUUACUGUCUGAAUUUGUUGUGGGCACAAUCGAGAAUGCAUCUGAAUCCUGGGGCAUCUCAGUCAGCUUCAUCAGCAUAAUUUUGCUACCAAUUGUUGGAAAUGCAGCAGAACAUGCCGGGGCAGUCAUAUUUGCUUUCAAAAACAAAUUGGAUAUAUCGUUGGGAGUUGCUUUGGGAUCCGCAACUCAAAUUGCCGUGUUUGUGGUCCCGUUAUGCGUAGUUACCGCUUGGAUUUGUGGUAUUAAGAUGGAUCUGGACUUCAAUCUCCUUGAAACCGGCUCUCUUGCUCUGUCAAUUAUUGUAACAGCUUUCACUUUGCAGGAUGGAACUUCUCAUUACAUGAAAGGGUUUGUCCUCCUUCUAUGCUACAUUGUCAUUGGGGCAUGCUUCUUUGUUUCUCCAACACCAACAAUCAACCAAGCAAAUGUCCUCGAUUUGGGAGUUAAGUCAUCAACUGGGGGAAUCUUCAGAGCUUGAUAGCUAGGCUUUGGCCUUCUGAAGUCCCUGGCUAUACACAUGAGGAAUGCAGAUGCGCAACAGAUGGGAUGCAUUUGUUAUUCUUUGAUUUGGAUGGGGUUUUCUUGCCUAAAGAGUUAUUCGUUUUCGUUGGUUUAUAUAUAUAAGAGGUUGCACGCCUUCAGAGUCCGAGAUGGAUAUUGUUUGGAACAAUUUGAGCUUGUUUUUCGAGGAGUAGGCUCAAGAAAUUAAGAGAUCAUGUUAUAUCCAAGUUGGCUGUUUUUGGUGGCUAGUUUGUGUUUUCAAAAUUAGAAUAAGGUGGUACAAGAGUUGUUGCUUUUAUUUCAGGUGCAGUAGUCAAUGAAUGGCAAUUCUUGUUCAUGUCAA